AUGGGAACUCCAAAUGAGAAAUCCUCCGUCGCGUCUGCAGCUGAAGAUGGAUCGCAGGAAAAGGGGGAGACCCCACCGGCGCUGCCUAUCCCCGACGGUGGACGCGAUGGCUGGCUCAGUGUGCUGGCUGGAUUCUGUGUAUUUGUCAAUUCCUGGGGCCUGUUGAGCACAUAUGGCGCUUUCCAAGAAUACUACCAGACGACGUUGAUGCCCGAUCAAUCACCCUCCAACAUCUCCUGGGUGGGUAGUAUCCAGGCCACCAUGAUCGUUAUGGUCGGCGUCGUGACCGGCCCUCUCGUCGACGCGGGAUAUCUCCGGCCGUUGAUCAUCGGCGGCAACCUGAUGGUUGUCUUCGGCAUGAUGAUGACCAGUCUAGCCUCCCAGUUCUACCAGGUCCUCCUAGCGCAGGGCUUCUGCGUCGGCAUGGGCGGCGGCAUUGCCUACAUUCCGGCCCUGGUCGUCAUCUCCUCGUACUUCACGACCAAACGGCCUAUCGCCAUUGGCGUCGCCGCCAUCGGAUCCAGCGUCGGCAGCGUCAUCUUCCCCAUUCUGUUCCGGCGUCUCCAGCCGCAGAUCGGAUUCGGCUGGUCCGUCCGCAUCAUCGGCUUCAUCAACCUCUUCCUCGCCUGCGUCACCGUCUCCAUCUUGUGUCGCCGUCCCGGCCGGCGCACCCGCGCCCGCAGCCUUAUCGAGCGCAAGGCCCUCACCGAACCGCCCUUCAUGCUUCUGUCGCUCUCCCUGACCUGCGUCAUGAUGGCCUACUACGUCCCCAUGUUCUACUCUCCCGCCUACGCCCGCACCCGCCUACACACCGACCAGAGCCUCUCCUUCUACAUGGUCGCUAUCAUCAACGGCGCCUCCGCCUUCGGCCGCACCGUUCCCUACCUCGUAACUCUCGUCAUCCCCCACGUCAAGCCCAUCGCCAUCCUCACGGCCGCCACGGCCGGCUCCGCCCUAGCCAUGUUCACCUGGAUCGCCGCAACUGACACAGCCGGAUUUAUCGUUUGGGCCUGCUACUGGGGUUUCCUCAGCGGCGUGCUCGUAACGGGCCCAACUUCCAUCGUCGCCCAUCCGGCUUUCUGCCCCGACGCUAACUUCCUGGGUACUAGGCUCGGCAUGAUGUGGGGGAUUAGCUCAUUUGGGGGGUUGGCGGGGACGCCCAUCGCGGGUGCGCUCGUGGAUAUGGCUCAUGCGGAGUUCUUGCGCGCGCAGGUCUUCGCUGGCUGUUUGAUGCUGGGCGCUGUCGCGUUGCAGAUGUGGCCGACGAUUGUCGUGUUCCGGCAUGAUCGGCUGGGGGGGAAGUAA
Aspergillus candidus is the source of this 1305-nucleotide messenger RNA. RefSeq names its product putative MFS monocarboxylate transporter. Gene Ontology annotation, cellular component: fungal-type vacuole membrane. The record is from RefSeq and is a predicted model, not a curated record. Gene Ontology annotation, molecular function: transmembrane transporter activity. NCBI's taxonomy places the organism in Eukaryota, Fungi, Ascomycota, Eurotiomycetes, Eurotiales, Aspergillaceae. The transcript has 2 exons. Gene Ontology annotation, biological process: transmembrane transport. Bases 1 to 1305 code for a protein of 434 amino acids.